AUGUACCACCUCUUCAAGUCCAUCUACUUACAUGCAACGAGUAAAGAAGAAUACUCAAUCCUCCUCCUCGGCCUAGACAACGCUGGCAAAACCACACUCCUCGAACAAAUCAAAGCAGCCUACUCUGCAUCGAACCCCAACCUCAGAACCGUGCCAACCGUCGGCCAAAACGUCACCACCGUCUCCCUCCCACCGCCGAACCCGCCCAUCUACCUCAAGAUCUGGGAUGUCGGCGGUCAGCACAGCUUACGGGGCCUCUGGCAGUCAUACUACACAUCGUGCCACGCGAUCGUCUUCGUGAUUGACAGCAGCGACGUCGGCAACGCGACGCUCGCAGAACUCUCUUCCGCCGCGAACAAUGCAGGUGGUGGUGGUGGCGGCGCUAAUGGCAUCGACGACGCACCGAACCACAAUCCGGACAUUGACAACGGACGUCUAGAAGAGUGCAGGCUUGUGCUGGAAUCCGUGCUGCAGAACGAGGAUUGCGCGGGCGUGCCUAUCCUUGUGCUGGCCAACAAGCAGGACCGCGAGGACUGCGUCGAGGUGGUGCGGAUCAAGGAAGGCUUUGUGCGUAAGGUGUUUGAGGGGGAGAAGGGGGAGAGUGUGCGGGAUAGCAGGGUUCUGCCGUGCAGUGCGUUGACGGGGACUGGGGUUAGAGAGGCGGUGGAGUGGUUGUGUUCGAGGGUGCAGUGGAAUAAAGAGGGGAGACCACCGGUUAUGCGGUAA
Messenger RNA from Periconia digitata, 726 nucleotides. NCBI's taxonomy places the organism in Eukaryota, Fungi, Ascomycota, Dothideomycetes, Pleosporales, Periconiaceae. The record is from the annotation of a GenBank genome assembly.